Molecule: messenger RNA, 1346 nt
Organism: Megachile rotundata (alfalfa leafcutting bee)
Lineage: Eukaryota; Metazoa; Arthropoda; Insecta; Hymenoptera; Megachilidae
Product: Ada2a-containing complex component 1
Molecular function (GO): zinc ion binding
Source: RefSeq, a predicted model, not a curated record
GUAUGCAGUGUCUGUUGAAUGUUAUUGAACAUAACAUUCCGAAAUUUUGAAGAACAUCGAUGACAGUGACACGUGUUUUUGACUUUAGCAUAUAAUUGAGGUUAACGUACUGUGGUGAACACGCGUAUAACCUGUCAAAAGUGGAACAUUAAGGAUGGAAGAAGAAGAAAAGGGAUGUCAAGAUGAAGAACCGAGUGAAUUUUAUUUCGAAUCCGACCACUUAGCAUUAAAGGGAAAUAAAGAUUAUACUACUCUUUUAAAAACAAUUGUAAUUCUCGAAGCGCAACGAGCUCAAGCUAUAGAAGAUUUGGACAAACUUUUGUCUAUUCGUUCCAAAGCAUUGAAGGAUCCAAUAUCCUUUGUGGCUCAAAUACAGAAUGGUGAACUACCAGAAUUACCAGGCCCACAAAAGAUUGCUGAAAUUCCUUACAUUGAUUGGUCACAAUAUAAUGUGGCUGCUCCUGAUAUGCGUAUGAGACCGCAGACAAGGCAUGGACAUGUGUUACCUCAUGUAUCAACAAAGACAGAGCAAGAGAAUGGAAAGAUACUGGUAAGAGGACGUGCUUUUGACGAAAGUAAACCAGAAACAUUCAAUCAAUUAUGGACAGUAGAAGAACAAAGGAGAUUGGAGGAACUAUUGAUCGAGUAUCCACCAGAGGAAGUGGAAAUGAGGAGAUGGACUAAGAUAGCUAAUGCUUUAGGUAACAGGACUCCGAAACAAGUUUCUAGUAGAGUGCAGAAGUACUUUAUUAAACUCCUGAGAGCUGGUUUACCUAUACCUGGUCGUGGUCCAAAAGUGAAGUUAGAUGUUAAAAGAGGAAUGGGACAUAGACAUCAACGCAAUAAUUACUCAUUAUUUAGACGGUCUACAUUCUUUCCUCAUCAGGAUAUGUCUUUUACCAUGCCUGAUGAAAGCAAAGAGCAGCCAGUUACAGAAGAAUCUGAAGACGAUAUCGGAAAUAGUACUAUCGAUGAUAAUCCUGAAUUAAGGCAUAUCGAAUUAUUAAGACAAGUGAAAGCUGAAAAGGAGGAAAAUUCAUCUUCUGUAUUUAAACAUGUCGGAUAUAAGUGUUCAAUAUGCGGAGAAGAACCAUUAACAGGCACGAGAUGGCAUUGUUCAGAAUGUCAAAACGGAUUUGAUUUGUGUGGCGAUUGUGCAGUAGCGCAGCUAGAAGAUGAAAAGCCACUACAUGAUAUACUACAUAGACUGAUUCCUAUAAAACCACCUCAGUAUACUAGAAGUUACGAUUUAGAUUAUUUCCCGCAAAGUUUUAGUAAUUCUUCUUAUAAUUAUCUAGAUCCUAAUUUCUUACCAGAAUAAUUGUAUAAAAUUUGUACUGCCACAG